AGAAUAAUGUUUCUGUCUCUUCCUACGUUGACUGUCCUUAUUCCACUGGUCUCUUUAGCAGGACUGUUCUACUCAGCCUCUGUGGAAGAAAACUUCCCACAGGACUGCACUAGCACAGCAAGCCUGUGCUUUUACAGUCUGCUCCUGCCCAUUACCAUACCAGUUUAUGUGUUCUUCCACCUUUGGACUUGGAUGGGUAUUAAACUCUUCAGGCAUAAUUAAUACAACCAGAGCUAAGGUAGUAGAUAUAUUAAUGAUAGGUCUUGAGUGUGUAUUUCUAAAACUUAACUACAUGGAAAUACUGGAAACCCACUUAAUUUGUAGGAAAGGUGCUUUGACUUGCUUCUCUCAGGUUUAGGACUAUGGGAGGCUUAAGCUGCAGAAGUUUCUUUUAUUGUACUUUUGUUCUGCCCUUGUUUUUUUGAAAAUUUUUAUUUAUAACUAUUGUAUCAGAAGAAACAUUUCAACAGUUUCUUGUUGGAAAUUAACAGUCCCAACCAUCACCUGAUGACUUUAUUUCUUACCCCAUUCAUCUAAAAGUUAAUUAAAAUUUUAUGUUUAUUUUAGAUUUAAAGUAUUUGGUAGAGUCACGUGUUAAAGAUGACUGAAAUAAUUCCAAAGCAGCUAUGCUGAAGUUGUUGUAGAGAAACACAUUUGAGCUCAUGUGACAGAAAACUACAAUAAAAUGGAAAUUUCAUGUACUUGCAAACA
Molecule: messenger RNA, 711 nt
Organism: Panthera uncia (snow leopard)
Lineage: Eukaryota; Metazoa; Chordata; Mammalia; Carnivora; Felidae
Gene: PIGY
Product: phosphatidylinositol glycan anchor biosynthesis class Y
Exons: 1
Coding region: 7-222 (71 amino acids)
Source: RefSeq, a predicted model, not a curated record